This is a messenger RNA of Grammomys surdaster, 8342 nucleotides long. RefSeq names its product transcription activation suppressor family member 2 (gene Tasor2). The coding region runs from base 560 to 7675 and encodes 2371 amino acids. Gene Ontology annotation, biological process: negative regulation of gene expression, epigenetic. NCBI's taxonomy places the organism in Eukaryota, Metazoa, Chordata, Mammalia, Rodentia, Muridae. Gene Ontology annotation, cellular component: nucleoplasm. The transcript has 20 exons. The record is from RefSeq and is a predicted model, not a curated record.
AGUUUUCACUUUCUGUCUUCUGAGCCCCCUCCCUUUCUCCUUGUUCACGAGGUUUCACUUCCGGUUGCUGGUACCCGGGGGCUGGAGAGCGGACAGCUUCCCAGGUCUGGCUUGUCUCGGAAGCUGCUUCCCGCCCGUCAGGCUGAGUGAGGGAGCGGAGCGUGCGCGCGCGGCCGGGACACCUGGGUUCGUGAGGCGACGUCGGGAGACACGGCAAGGAGAGGGGCCAGGAGGAGAAAGGGACGGGCUGGAAAAGCAUGGGAAGGACACUGAGCGCUGAGCUCCACUCCUCAGAGAAGGCGCCCGCGCCGGGGACAGGGAAAACUCAAGUUUGUGUCUGAGAAUUAUACAGGUAACUAACUAUCCUAGGCCAUCUUAUGGCUCUGACUGCUAUGUGGAUGCAGAUACCUACAAAGUUUCUUACAAAAGAAGUCAUUUUCGUGCCUUCAAACUAAGUCACUCAUUACCUCUUUGAACUUUCAGGUUACACUGUUAUUAAAUGACCCAGACAGACCUGUCCUUGUAUAAUUGUAGCUUUUCAGCACAAGGAACCUAAAAGAUGGCAGCACCCACUUAUAAAAGCAUACUUGAGCUCAGUAAAAAUGCUCUCAGCUCUCCGUGGAAAGGGCAGUUAAUUAUUCAGGGUUGUUUGCUGUGUGAUGUAACUCUUCGGUCUACUUAUGGCACAGUGGUUCCAGUACAAUUGCCCUGGGAACUAGAUUUUAAGUAUGUAAUGAAAGUGUCUUCUCUGAAAGAAAGCCUACCAGAAGCUGCCUUUAGAAGACAGAAUUACUUGGAGCAGAAAGUCUGUUAUCAAGAUUUAUGCUUUGAUUUAUAUGAAGUUGAAUUGACAAACAAACAAGGAGAACACAUAGAUAAGCUAAUGGAAUAUGUUAAAAAUAAGGAAUUGGCACUCAUCAAAUGCUUGGAAGAUAGGAGUUUUUUCAUUUUACUUACAUCUUCGGCCUUAACUCCAGAACCAGAUUUUGGAAAUGAGCAGAUGAGUCUACAUGGUUUACAUUUAUUCCAUGCACCUCAAUCAGCAGGAGCAAAGGAUUUGAAAGUUGAAGAUGGCAUCUCUUUGAAAGUGAUACCUAUUUUACCUGCCCUUAGUUAUGCACUUCUAGAAGCAAAGAAAUCACUUUGUGAAGAAAGAAUCCCUCCAAACAUCUUAGUAAAGCAUAGUUUCCAAGAGCUAUACAAGGUGGACAAAAGCCUUUCUUUGAUGGCUCCUCUUCAAGAUGGAGUGAAAGAUACUGCAUCCACUGGGAAACUGCCCCAUGGUUUUGACUUGCCUCUCCCCCUUGAAACGUGCCCUUCAGAGUCCUGGACUCAUCUGAAGUGUUAUUUUUCAGACCCUACUGGUUAUACUCUGGAUCUGUCUGAUGCUAUGGAAUUGUUGGCAGAGCAUCCUCAGGCCCCUUCCAUUUCAGAUGGGGUUUGUGAUGUUGGAUUUUCUUUAGUUAUGACACCAGAUCCUGAAUUUCUUGACUCAGAGAUGGAAAGACGAAAAGAAACUGAAACAGCAGAAAAGUCUGGGAGAACAUGGAAAGUGAAGAAGAAAGCUCUGAUCCCAUCUUCCAAUCAGAGAGUUCAGCCAAAGAGGAAGGCUAGCACAUCAGCUGUUACACUGCCAAGUAAGCGGGUGAGCCUGGGCCGCCCCACUGGUAAAAGAACUGCACCCAGAACAGACAGCAGGCCAUGCAACCCAACUCUAAAGCUAGUUAAAGGGCAGUUCCCUCAGAGGAGAAAAAGAGGUGCAGAAGUGCUGACUGCACAAAUUGUACAGAAAACCAGAAUAGAAAGAAAAAAACAAGAAGCUUCUAUAUCUAAAGAUGUUUCAGUACCUACAAAUGCUAAAAGGGCAAAGAAGCAAGAGAAGUCUCCGGGUAGAAUUGCAUCACGGCCUAAGCCACCCAUGAAAAAGUCUCCACAAAAACGGAAGGUAAAUGUAGGAAGAGGCCGUCGAAAUACCAAAAUCAGAAAGCAGCUCCAAACUGCGGAAAAAGCAAUUGCUUUACAUCUUCAAUCAGAAAUUUCAUCAGAUGGUCCAAAAGAUGAACUUAACCCAAAUACAUCUCAACAAGAAAGUAUUGCGGUAAUUCCUAAAGAUCCUCCUGAACACUCAAUUACUGGCUGUGACUCCCAAGCCCUAAAUAUGUUAGCUGAUCUGGCAUUAAGUUCUGCUGCUGCUUCUAUACCAUCUUGUAAGCUCAGGAACCUUCCUUGCUUCUCUGAAUUGCCACAAAACAAUGUUUUACUCACUAAAGAAAAUUCAUUGCAUGGUGCCUCUGACCAUGAAUAUCAUAAGGGAGUUAAAAGUCAAAAAGCUGUACUACUACCUAAACCAUACUCUAAUGAGAUUAGUUCACAGUCAGACUUAACUCAUAGUCAAGAAGAAAACUCGGUACCUUGUGCUCAGCCCCUUGCUGUUGCCCAGCCAGCGUCCCAUGAAGAAGCUCGAGAAUUCUCAGAUGCAAGUCAAAACUCUGUUGUUGUGGAACAUUCCUAUGCCUUGCUCCUUGCUGAGCAGUCAAAGAAACAUCUGCAUCAGAGAAAGCUACCAAGCCCUGCUUUUGUAAAGAAUGGGACAAAAGGCCCUGAAGCUGGAACACCUAUAGGAAAGGUCAUGCCAUUUCGGCAUCUACAGAACACCUCCCCUCUACAAAAGCAUUCUGAAGAUUCAUUGACUAAGCGCAAAAGUCUGUUUAUAUCUUCGAGCCUUAAAGAGUUUUUUUGUUCUCAUACUGUUCUUAGUUGUGACGGCUCCUUUAAGAUUACUUUCAAAUGUGAAGGAGAGUAUGUAUUCAGCUUAGAUAGCAAAUAUACCAGCAACCCAUUGGAGAAAACUGUUGUGAGAGCAUUACAUGGACCCUGGAAUACUGAUUUGCCUGAAAAUAUGGAAGACGUGAAGCUUUUACUUCAUAUAUGGGUAGCUCUGUUCUACAGCAAAAAGAACAAAGCCAUCAGGUCACCUCGAAAGGUAGUAGAACACAAAAACCCAGCAAAAUAUGUAUGCAUAAAUAGGUCUUUAGAAUCUUUGGAUCACAGUGAAAUUGAGGAGUUUUCCAAUGUGGAAAGACCCUCUGUUGGAGGGUCUAUAGACCCUCUGUUGGAGACUAAGGAAACACACAUUGGUCAUGCCACCAGUAUGACCUUUCCGGGACCUAACUGCGUGCUUCCUUUCAUUAAUCCACCAACUACCAGAGACUUGGAACUCUGUGUACAGAAUGACCAGAAAGAAGUAUUUACAGGGGAGUGUCACCUGGAUACUUCAGGAAACCAGAAUUUCAUCUAUUCUUGUAAUACUGAGGUAACUGAAGGUAAAGUCAAACAAGAAUUAUCAGAUAAAUUAGAGACUUCUAAUGUUGUGCUUUCUGGUGUUAUAAGUGGCCAAAAUAAUGGAACUUGUAUUCCCAGUGAAGAUAAAACCUGUCAGAGCACAAAGAUGGUUUCUUAUAAUGACUCUGUCACACAAGCCACCUUAACCACAGCUUACGAUGGGGCCGGCAGUGAGUCGAUGUGUCAGAAGUCUGUGUUCAACAACCUUGAGAACAAAGUUGAUACUUGUCACCCAUCACUGCCGAUAAAAACAGGUGCUGUACAGGAUGUUAUCCAGCAUAGCAGCCUCAUAAAUAACAAAAGUCAGCCCUCCAUGGAAAGGAGGGAUGAUAAUGUGGAGUGUAUGAUGGUUAAUCUUGAGCCAGUUACUCUUGCUUUUGAAAAAAAUGCCAAUGUACCAAUACAUACAGAAGUAAAUACAACUGACAACAAACCUACAGACUUUAAUACCGAGCUGAUUAAACAAGUUUCCCCUGCCUUGAGUAUUCAGUAUCCUGUGUCUGCAUCAGAAAAGGUACAAACACAAAGUCUUAGAGACAUUCCUUCUCUUGCCAUGACAGAGUAUAAAGAUAGUAAGUGCCUUUCUGCCUCUUCAAUAAAAAAAGAAACACCUCCUGAGAGCCUGUGUCUAUUACAGAAAGAGAUUCCUCCUCUGACAUCAUCAGCUGAUGAAGGAUUGAUAAUGGAGGCACUCUCAUUAGUUAAAAGUUCUAGUUAUUCGUUACCCAGUGAUAAAACAAAGUACUCACUAGAUGCCUCUUUAAAGACUCAGAAUGGCUUGAGCAUAUCUUUAGAUGAGAUUCUAGAACCAUCGCAAGUUAAAGUAGUCUCAUCAACCUCUGUUACCUUGAGGGAACAACAGUCCCCUAACUGUAUUCCAGCGAUAAGUGAUGUAGCAGGUGGCUCUUCAGAAAUAAUCAAUAGUGACAACAGUAGUCUAAACCAAGAAAAGAUUUUGCAAACAUUUAGUUCAAUAUUUCCUAAACAAACUGAUCUCUCACUGAAUAGGGAAGAGGUUAGCAUGGAGUUGUCAGGGGAAGAUGCUGGUAUUGAUCUAACUCUAACAGUAUCACCACCUACAAGCCCCAGUGAGGAGAUAGCAGCUGGUGAAGUUGAACAAUUGCAGGGGGCCCAAGUAGCAAAUGAAGGACAACAGAGUAGAUCUGAAGAAAUGGUUGAACCAGAACAGGAGAGACUCAUAAAAAAAGAAACAAAUACAGCUACCUGUAUGUCACUGUAUCCUGUGGAAUCCAGAGAACUAUUAAAAAAUUGUUCCCCUGAGGUUGCAGAGAAAGUUAAUGUCACCUCAGACUUUCCCUUUGGCCCUCUAAUAGAAGUGACACCAGCUGCAAGUCCUGAUCCCAUAGUACAGACUGGAGACAGACAAUCAUCGCCAUGUUGUUUAAAACUCUGUGGUUCACAGUCUGAGAAAACUAACAAAUUCUCCGAGAUUAAGUCAGGAGAUAUACCAGAAAAAGAAAGUCUUGUUGGUCCUAAGAGUCCAAAAGGACAAGAUAAGUUAGCUCAAGUACAAGUACAGCUCUCAGCUGAUGCAGAAGUAGAAGGCAGAGUUACUGUGCCUGGUAAAGUAACUGACGUCAGUGUCCUGAGUGAGCAUAAUGAGAAUUUAUCUUUCUUAGAAAAGGUACAGUGCUAUGAUACAGAGUUAAAUAAGCCUAUCUCGCCUGCCAGUUUUAAGCCUCUUGAGAAACAUGUAAAAUCAGGAAAUUCGUUGGAGGCAGAUUGUAUGGAGAACAGAAACACGGACAUAAAACACCUUGUUUUUGAGUCUAGUGUACCCUCAUGUUGUCCUAGAAAAGUUAUUGAAAAUAAAUCUUUGACUGAAACAUUGGUUUCUAUAACCACAAGUGGAAUAGUGAAUAUGUCAUUAAAACAGACUAGUUCUGAAACCAUUAAGAAAAAUGUCUGUGACAGCGAUGUAAAAACAGAAGCUGAUAGUAAUAUGCAGGCUGGGGCAGUGAACUCUGCCUCCAUUGACAAUACUGAUGUUCAGACAUACUUUCAUCCAGAAGUCUCAAAGUUUGUUUCUUCCUCUGACAGUGCUCAGUGCACCUAUUAUACAAAACCAGUAAGUGUAGAGCCAGGGUUUCAAACACAGGAAAUACCAGUAGUCAGAAUGGCCAGCUUACUUAAGAAUAUUGGAACUGAAUUACAUGAUGAAAGAUUGGAUCUCAAUGCUACUGGCCUUCAGUCUAACUCCAUGUCUACAAAAGAUGAACAAAAAACAAUUCGUGUGCUGCAGGACGAGAUAUGUGAAGUAGAGAUCUUGAAUGAUGAUGUUUUCUCCCAAAAUGCUCAUUCUUGCCAAAAUACAGUAGACUUCAGUGAAAGUAUCAGUGAAGAGCCUUCUGCUUCCUUUGUCCCAGAAUUUGUUGACUCUGUUUGUGGUGUCUACAAAGAACAUACUUUCAGUGAAAGCCCUAGCAUGGGACAUGAAACCAAGGCAGAUGCUGAAACACUAAGCAGGGAUACAGAGAUAAAUGUAAAUGCUUCCAUGUGCUGUGGACCAUGUUCUGGAGACUGUGUUCAGGAUUCUCUUGAUUGUAAAAACUGCAAGUUUGAUGUGGAGAAUUUGAGAGGUAAUCAUGCAACCCCAACAGAUGCUGUAAAAGAUAGCUGUGACUCUUUUACAAGUUUAAACAACAGUGAUGACACCUCGGCCUGCUCUAGCAAAAUUUCAGCACUCGAGACACACAUCCCACCCGGAAACCAGGAAACGGAACUACGUCCAAUCUCACCAAAUAGUAAGUGUAUGCCACACUACAUCCAGAUCCCAGAUUCCCAUGGUAUCCCCAAGACUUAUGCUAACUUUACUAUAACAAAAGAGUUCAAAGAUACUACAAGAAGGUUGCAUAGCCUGAAGAGGCAUAGGAGUGCAAACUGCAACCUUCUCAGCUCCUGGACUAGCACCUGGCAUGUGACAGAUGACCUUACUCAGAAUACAUUAGACCUAGAGUACUUGCGUUUUGACCAUAAGCUAAAACAAAUAAUAAAGAAGGAAGAUUCUCAGCAAUCUUCCCCUUCCAACAACAUCUUACCUAAGGAAUCACUCAUCCAAAUCUCGAUUGGAACUUCCCCCUCCACACAAACAUCUGAGGCCUCAGGUCUACAUCUUCCACCCAAGAGCAGAAGCCCCAUUCUGGUGACAGUUGUGCACUCAGGCACCAGACAGCAGAGUCAUCACAGAAGAGGCUACUCACCCAGCGGUCUAGACAGCUCUUCCUCUUUUUGGAAGGAAAAAUGUAGUCAAAGUAGAAAUCUUAAAAAUUGUGAAAGAAUUCAGACUGUUCCAUUCCACCUCAAUAAACUGAAAUACAACAGUACUUUAAAAGAAUCUAGAAAUGAUAUUUCACUUAUUCUAAAUGAAUACGCUGAAUUUAAUAAGAUAAUGAUGAAUAGCAACCAAGUUGUUUCCCAAGAUAAAGAAUUAAAUGUAGCUUCUGCAGAAGCUGUGUCCCAGGAGACAUACCAGCCAAAACAGUCGGUAUCUUACAAAGAUGUGAUCACAGACUUGUGUGCCACUCUGCAUGUCAAACUAAAAGGAGUUGUGAGAGAGGCUUGUAAGAGCCCUUUCUGGUUCUACCUCGUUGAAACAGAAGAUAAGUCAUUCUUUUUAAGGACAAAGAGCAUUCUAAAGAAAGGAGGCCAUACAGAAAUUGAACUUCUGGAUUUCUGUCAAGCUUUUCACAGAGAAAAUGAGACACUAUUAGUUAUCAUUAAAAAUGAAGACAUGAUUUCACAUUUGCAUCAAAUUCCUUCUCUACUGAAGCUAAAGCAUUUUCCCAGUGUCAUCUUUGCUGGAGUGGACAGCCCUGAAGACAUUCUGAAUGACACCUACCAAGAACUAUUUCGAUCUGGCGGCUUUGUGGUAUCAGAUGAUGUCAUACUAGAAAGUUUAACAUUAGUUCAACUGAAGAAAAUUCUCAAAAUCCUAGAAAAAUUAAAUGAAAACGGCAGAUGGAAGUGGCUGCUUCACUACAGAGAAAAUAAAAAGCUCAAGGAAGAGGUCAGGGUAGAUUCAAUUGCACAUAAAAAGAAUUUAAUUCUAAAGUCAUAUCAGAGUGUAAGUAUCAUCGAAUUACUUCAUUAUCACAACUGUGAUUCUCCGUCAUCAACAAAAGCUGAAAUUUUGAAAUGUUUGUUAAACCUGCAAAUUCAACAUAUCAGUGCCAGGUUUGCUGUCUUCCUAACAGACAAGCCCACAAUCUCCACAGAAAUCUUUGAAAAUAAUGGAAUCCUUGUUACAGAUGUAAACUACUUCACUGAAAAUAUACAAAAGAUAGCAGCUCCAUUUAGGAGUAGCUAUUGGUGAUUUUGGAGUUGAGACUAGACAUGGAGUAUGCCAACAAGAAAUUCAUGUUUUCCUGUGUCUAAAAAACUCCAAAUACAUACAAGCAACUCUCAUUUGAAUAAUCAAUGUUUUGUUUCUCAUACUUUGCUGUGAUGUCUCAUUUCAUCAUAGACGAUAGUUGCCAUUAGCUUUGGGUUAUAAUGUUGAAUAUUGUAAAUUUUCAACCAAAACACAUUGCACUCAAAACUAUUAAUUGAGCUAAAUAUUAAAGCUUGAGACUCUCACAUUUAUGUGGCUAAAGCCAAGUCUAUUUUGACAAAUAGCUGUUUUUGCGUGUGGUCAGAGGCUUAUGAACAUGUGCAUGUUUCAGAGGUUUUACCACAUUGUAGAAAGUAUCAAUCUGUAAUGGUUGUUUGCUGUUACAUAAGGAACACUACGUAGACAAAAACGUUUUUUUCAUAAUGACAAAUUUCUACACUUUUACACUUGGGUUUUUUAAUGCUGCACUACAAAAAAUCAAUUGAGGAAGAAAUCCUUUAUUUAUGAUAUUAGAAAUUUCUUAAAUCUUUAAAAUACAAACAAAAAAACCAUUUGUAUACUAUUUGGAACAAAGGCUUUAUACCUAGUUUGGGGUUUUUUUGUUGUUUUAUGUUUUUGCUUUUUUUUUAAUAAAGACACUGAAAAUACA